Molecule: messenger RNA, 609 nt
Organism: Rotaria socialis
Lineage: Eukaryota; Metazoa; Rotifera; Eurotatoria; Philodinida; Philodinidae
Source: the annotation of a GenBank genome assembly
AUGGGUGAUCAUGGAAAAGCUGCGAAAUUUUACAAAAAGUUUUUGGAAAAUAUCAAACUAGACGAUGGAAAACGUGCAACCGCUCUGCACAAUUUAGGUUUAUGUUAUAGUAGUGCCGGAGAUUAUACGACGGCUAUAAAUUAUUACCUGCAAGCACUGAAAUUGAAGCAAGAGAAUCAUCGACCUUUAGAAGAAUCAAUGUAUAAUCUUGGAAUUGCCUAUGCGCAUUUAAAACAAUAUAAUUUUGCUCGGGAGUAUUUGCAAUGGGCUUUGACGUCAGCACUUAUGUCACCAGAUAAAUAUGAACUCAUAGCAAAUCUUUAUGAUAACAUCGCUGUUAUAACAGGAAAAGAAGGAAAUUUUGAAGAAGAACAAAAAUAUUAUGGAGGUCUUGAAAAUUUGACUGGAAAAUUUACCUCCUGCUCACAGUCACAUAGGAAACCCAGGUCGAACAGUCCGGCCAGGAAACGGUCGGUUCCGGAUAGUUCCGUUGAUUUUAUGGAAGCAGCAUUCCGGUUGGAAAUUUUUCCGAUGAUUUCCGGUCAAUUCCUGCCUGAAAUCACCGGAACUUGGCAGGAAUCCACCGGAAAAAUUAGACCGUAUUUUUGA